UGACGAAUCUCUGCGAAACAUGGAUGGUGGCGACAUGAGUUUAAUUUGCCGAUUUUGUCAAUUUUUUUAAAAGCUUAUUUGUGUUUUUAAAGAUGCAGCGUGUCAGUAAUUGCGCUAUUGUGAUUUGUGUAUUAUUAAUAAUCGGAUUGACGGAUGAUCGCGGGCGAUUUGCAGCGGCAGAUGAUCAAACACACAGUGGACAUGAUAAAGAAUUAUUAAUAAAAACAGCUGACAGUGAUGUGCAGGAUCAUAAUAAUGCUGAUGGACACUCAGAGCAGCUAAACAGGUUGAAUGACACGGAAAGCUCCAGCAAUGAAACGGUUCAGAGCACCACACCUGUGCCCAAACCCACUACUCCCGCACCUCUUAAAAACGAGCCCAUCCUGCCGGUGCAGACGGGUGUGGAAGCCCAAGAGGAAGAGCAAUCCAGCGGCAUGAGCAUCUUCUUCAGUCUGCUCGUCAUUGGUAUAUGUAUUAUUCUGGUGCACCUGCUGAUCAAGUUCAAGCUGAACUUUUUACCUGAGAGUGUGGCUGUCGUCUCUCUUGGUAUUUUGAUGGGGGCGUUUAUCAAGAUCAUUGAGUCUCAGCAGUUGGCCAACUGGAAGGAAGAGGAGAUGUUUCGGCCCAAUAUGUUCUUCCUGCUGCUUCUACCGCCAAUAAUUUUUGAGUCUGGAUAUUCAUUACACAAGGGUAAUUUCUUCCAGAACAUUGGCUCAAUCACAUUAUUCGCUGUGUUUGGAACAGCAAUCUCGGCCUUCAUCGUGGGUGGAGGAAUCUAUUUUCUGGGCCAGGCUGAUGUAAUUUACAAGAUGACAAUGACGGACAGUUUUGCAUUUGGCUCUCUGAUCUCGGCUGUGGAUCCAGUCGCCACUAUCGCCAUUUUUAACGCUCUGAACGUGGAUCCAGUGCUCAAUAUGCUGGUGUUCGGGGAGAGCAUCCUAAACGACGCCGUCUCCAUUGUCCUAACAAAUACAGCAGAGGGGUUUGCCGGCUCUGAUGUCUCUACAGGCUGGGAGACGUUCCUGCAGGCACUCGGCUACUUCCUCAAGAUGUUCUUUGGCUCGGCUGCUCUGGGCACGCUCACUGGACUCAUCUCUGCUAUUGCACUGAAGCACUUUGACUUGAGAAAGACUCCAUCUCUAGAGUUUGGCAUGAUGAUUAUAUUUGCCUACCUGCCGUACGGCCUCGCUGAGGGCAUCAAACUCUCCGGUAUCAUGGCGAUUCUGUUCUCGGGUAUCGUCAUGUCUCAUUACACUCAUCAUAACUUAUCUCCAGUCACUCAAAUCCUCAUGCAGCAGACGCUUCGAACCGUCGCCUUCAUGUGCGAAACCUGCGUGUUUGCUUUCCUGGGUUUGUCCAUCUUCAGUUUCCCUCAUAAGUUUGAGCUGUCCUUUGUCAUCUGGUGUAUAGUUCUGGUUCUUCUUGGUCGCGCUGUGAAUAUUUUUCCCCUCUCCUUCAUGCUCAACUUCUUCAGAGAUCAUAAAAUCACCCCCAAAAUGAUGUUCAUCAUGUGGUUUAGUGGUUUGCGUGGUGCGAUCCCAUAUGCUCUGAGUCUUCAUUUGGGUCUGGAGCCCAUCGAGAAGCGGCAGCUCAUCGGCACCACCACCAUAGUCAUCGUGCUGUUUACCAUCCUGCUUAUGGGGGGAGGAACCAUGCCACUCAUCCGCAUCAUGGACAUUGAGGAGAGCCAAUCACGACGCAAGAACAAGAAAGACGUCAACCUGAGCAAAACUGAGAAGAUGGGUAACACCAUUGAGUCAGAGCAUUUGUCUGAGCUGACAGAGGAAGAAUAUGAAGCUCAAAUUUUUCAGAGGCAGGAUCUGAAGGGCUUCCUGUGGCUGGAUGCCAAAUAUCUGAACCCUUUCUUUACUCGCAGACUCACACAGGAGGACCUGCGGCAUGGGCGGAUCCAGAUGAAGACUCUCACUAAUAAAUGGUAUGAGGAGGUGCGUCAGGGGCCGUCUGGUUCUGAGGAUGAUGACGAUGAAACAGAACUGCUCUGAGACUCCUGUAAAGGGCUGGACAGAGAGAGAUGUGGCCGAGUCAGAACUCAAAUAAGCCAUUCAAUUAGCAUGUAGCAUAAAAUAUAUGACCCACAAGGUGAUGCAGCCCUUUACUCUCACACAACACUCCACCACUGGAACAAUACACUGUGGUGCUGCUACAUGAAAAGAAGAAGAAAAUGUGGUCAAAGGAUCACUUUGGUGAUGUUUCAGGUUGCACUAUAGGGAAAAAUAGUGAGGAUACAGAAUAAGUAGAAUACUAAAGAGAAUUUGAGGAAAACACGCAAAAAAUAAAUAGCAAUAUUGGACACUUUACUGUAUUUUUUUUUUUAACAAGCUGAAACAUCUGAAAGGAAAAGUUCACUGAAAAUGAAAGCUAUCACAUGAUUUAAAAUGGUAAAAAAUAUUAUUAUAAAGAAUAUUUAAAAAAAAAUAGCAGCAUUAAGGUUUGGAACUAUACGAGGAGUAAAUAAUGACAGCAUUUUCAUUUUGGGAUGAACUAAUUUAACAACUUUUCUAUCUGUCUUUGUUGGGUUUUUUUCAUACAGGGAAAUGACACCAAUGAAUGUUUUUUUUUUUUUUAUGUUUGGCAUUGUUUAACAAAUG
This is a messenger RNA of Myxocyprinus asiaticus (Chinese sucker), 2609 nucleotides long. It is a transcript of the gene slc9a8, whose product is annotated as solute carrier family 9 member 8. The transcript has 16 exons. Gene Ontology annotation, cellular component: membrane; Golgi apparatus. Bases 93 to 2003 code for a protein of 636 amino acids. Lineage: Eukaryota; Metazoa; Chordata; Actinopteri; Cypriniformes; Catostomidae. Gene Ontology annotation, biological process: sodium ion transport; proton transmembrane transport; regulation of pH. The record is from RefSeq and is a predicted model, not a curated record. Gene Ontology annotation, molecular function: sodium:proton antiporter activity.